Molecule: messenger RNA, 1410 nt
Organism: Penicillium cosmopolitanum
Lineage: Eukaryota; Fungi; Ascomycota; Eurotiomycetes; Eurotiales; Aspergillaceae
Exons: 4
Molecular function (GO): monooxygenase activity; oxidoreductase activity, acting on paired donors, with incorporation or reduction of molecular oxygen
Source: RefSeq, a predicted model, not a curated record
AUGGCCAACGAAACCACACCAGCAAAACGAAGAAUCUAUCUCAAUGGCUUUGACAUGUUCACCGUCGGCCAUCUCUCCUUCGGACAAUGGAAGAACCCGACCGAUCGAUCAGCGACUAAACGCCGUGAUCUAUCUUACUGGACAAACCUAGCUCAGAUCCUCGAAAAGGGCGAUUUCAACGCCCUAUUUCUUGCCGAUACGUUCGGACUAUACGACACGUACAAAGGCAGCGCGGAGCCGGCAAUUCGUAAUGCAGCUCAGUAUCCAAUGGGUGAUCCUGUCAUCCCCAUUUCUGCCAUGGCUUCAGUUACCAAGAAUCUCGGCUUCGCUAUUACGACUUCGACUUCAUACGAAGCACCUUAUGUUGUGGCGAAACGCUUUUCAACCCUUGACCAUCUUACGGGGGGCCGAUUCGGAUGGAAUAUAGUGACUUCAUGGAAAGAAUCCGCUGCAAAGGCCGUGGGACUACCGCUCGUCGAGCAUGACAAGCGCUAUGAGAUUGCCGAUGAAUAUCUCACUGUUCUAUACAAACUUUGGGAAGGAAGCUGGGCCGAAGACGCCUUGAAAGAGGACGUAAAAACAGGUAUAUACACCGAACCAAGUCUCAUAAAAUACGUCCACCACCACGGAAACAAAUUUCACGUUGACGGACCUCACAUUCUCGACCCGUCACCCCAACGCACCCCAUUCCUCUUCCAGGCCGGUACAUCACCGGCGGGAAUAGCCUUUGGUGCAAAGCACGCAGAAGGGGUAUUUGUAUCAGCGCCAUCACCCAAUGUCCUCGCGCCACGGGUCAAGGAAAUCCGAUCCGCGGCUGAAAAAGCAGGACGAGAUCCCCGAUCGGUGAAAGUAUUCGCCAUUCUAACUCCCAUCCUUGGUCGAACGGAGGAAGAGGCACAAGCCAAAUAUCGCGAGGCACUAUCCAAUGCUAGCGAAGAAGCCGGACUUGCAUUUUUCUCAGGAGGAAACGGGAUUGAUCUUAGUCGGUUUGAUCUGGAUACGCCUAUCACGCCGUCCGAUGUGCAUGUUGAUGCGCGUGUUCAUUCGUCGAUUCAUACGCUUUCGUAUCAGAAUCCUGAUGUCCCGGUUUGGACGCCGAGAAAUAUCGGGAAGCAUAUAUCGAUUGGAGGGUCGGGUCCUGUUCCGGUGGGUACGGCUGGUUUUGUUGCGGAUUUUCUUGAAGAGUGGGUUCGGGUAGCGGAUUUAGAUGGUUUCAAUAUUGGAUAUGUGCAGACGCCGGGGACAUUUGAAGAUGUCGUUGAGCUUCUGGUGCCGGAGUUGAGAAGACGGGGACUAUACUCGCCGCAGAAUGAAGGGGGUACCAUGCGCGAGAGAAUUUACGGUCCUGGUCAGCGAAGGUUGAGAGAUGAUCAUGUUGGUAGAACAUAUCGCCAUGAAGUCUACGAUGGA